AUGGCCCAACAGGAAGGAAACGAUCAGAGCUUUAUCAGGACUAAGAAAGCGCAGGUGGGAGGGAUACACUGCCCCAUGUUCUUCUUUCCUACUUAUAGCAUGCCUUCCGAGCCGCCGGGACCUGUUUUGAUACACCCAGAGAGAAUACUAAGAAAUAUUGUGUCAAUAAAUGAAGCCCAAUGCGCAUCUCUUGUCCGCUUUCCAGUGCGGCUUCCUUCUUCACUCGCAACUGACUUGAAGGCACUUUCAGGAGGGUUUGGAGCCGGCACUGGCCAGCAGAUCCUAAAGAACUUAAACCAAGAAGAGACCACUCUUUUGUUUACGCUAAUGGACAAGCUAGCGAAAAAGUAG
Giardia duodenalis is the source of this 351-nucleotide messenger RNA. RefSeq lists its product as uncharacterized. The coding region runs from base 1 to 351 and encodes 116 amino acids. NCBI's taxonomy places the organism in Eukaryota, Fornicata, Diplomonadida, Hexamitidae. The record is from RefSeq and is a predicted model, not a curated record. The transcript has a single exon.